CUUUCAACCGAUAUGACCAACGAAAUGAUGACAAUUCUGGUGAUGUUCUUUCUUCUUCUUCGUGUACCUGAUUCCAGGGGAAGCGAGUGUUCAGAUGCUGCAGAAACGGUAGAUAUACCAUAUAUCCAGAUGUGUGAGGACGGGGAAGUGACGUCACACAACGUGAUACUGGACACAUACGAGGCUGCUGACACAGGUGGGAUCAAUUGUUCUUGUGAUAUUAGAACUAAAAGUAUCGUUAAUAUUUACAUAGAACACUACGGUAAUAGAUUGAACCCAAACACAUCUAAUUGUGGCAGCGAAAUUGUAGUCAACGGGUAUGCAGUCAACGGAACCCAUCGAGGAACGUACAAAUGUGAUACAGUUCCAAAAAUACCCAGUUUCAUAAGACCAGUUACUAUGGCAUGGAAUGUGUUCUCCGAUGGAGAUUCAAAAUAUUGCUUCAAUAUUACAGGAUUGGUAACUAUACCAAAUUCCACUUUCACAAUAAAGUGUUCCAAACCAGAAAUAAUCGCUACCUCGUCCUUUACAACAUCUGAAACGACAACACAAACAACAAAAAUAACAGAGACCACUCCUACUACCAAUAAAGUGACCACCACAGCGAUGACCAAUGUGUCUAACACUGACAACGAGACAGGUGGCUCAACAGCUCCGACAUCUAGUGUCCCUGUCGAUACCAGUACGUCACUUCCGGCGGAAAGUUUCCCUCUGAUAAUCGUUGUACCAGCUGCUGUCGGAGGGUUUGUUCUGAUUGUCAUCAUAAUAAUCAUCGCCGUCGUCUGCCACAGAAAACAUGACAAAUAUUCGAAAGGAAUAAACAGAUACAUUGAUGAGAUCAUAGACCCCUUCGUGACGAGCAAUUCAGUGGCCAACAACGACAGCGGUGAGGACAGUGAUAGCUUAAAACUACACAUUCUGUACAACACUUCCGGUCGUAUUUCAGCAAAUGAAAAUUCUACUGUCGAUCUUCCCCAGUCGACAUCACUGGAAGCUGAAUAUUCCCAGGUGAAGAAGAGCAUACCUAAACAAAACGAAGAAGGUAAGCAGAACGAAACUGAGUUGUCGAACUUGAAUGGAACCGGAAAUGACCUGUGCUGCACAAGUUGUAAUUAAGUCCAAAUGGACAAAACCCCAGACUUUUCAACCAGUACUUCGCAUACAACGACUGCGAAUUUGGUA
This is a messenger RNA of Ylistrum balloti, 1182 nucleotides long. RefSeq lists its product as uncharacterized. The transcript is spliced from 6 exons. The coding region runs from base 13 to 1116 and encodes 367 amino acids. The record is from RefSeq and is a predicted model, not a curated record. NCBI's taxonomy places the organism in Eukaryota, Metazoa, Mollusca, Bivalvia, Pectinida, Pectinidae.